This is a messenger RNA of Aspergillus sclerotioniger CBS 115572, 747 nucleotides long. RefSeq lists its product as uncharacterized. NCBI's taxonomy places the organism in Eukaryota, Fungi, Ascomycota, Eurotiomycetes, Eurotiales, Aspergillaceae. The transcript has 3 exons. The record is from RefSeq and is a predicted model, not a curated record. The coding region runs from base 1 to 666 and encodes 221 amino acids. Gene Ontology annotation, biological process: mycotoxin biosynthetic process.
AUGAAACACUGGAUCAAGGACCUCGUGUCCCAACCCCAAUCCUCCCAACUAUUGACCACCACCACUACCGACGACUCUUUCGCUAUCACAUCCAACAAUCAGACCUAUACUCCUCGCAAAAGAACGGGAACAUGCUUCCUCCUCAUUCUCGCCGCAAUGGUCGUCUGGCUCAGCGGCAUAGUCAUGGGCAUUCUCCUCGCGCAGACCAAUGCUCUCCGCCCCAAUCAGGCCGAAACAGCACCCACCAGCACAAUCCCUCAGAUGAUAAUCACCACGCACACAACGCAGAAAGUCCAACAUAAUCCGGCAUUUGAAGCCCCUCCGCCCACGGGUGGAGGGGCCGAGCCGUAUCUCAUCCGUCGGGCCUACUACGCUCCACACAACCCUCACUCAAACCCAUCAAGUGAAGAGAAAGCCUCCUUCGACACGGGGGUUGACCGGCCUCCGCAUGUUGGUCACUGUUUUGAUUACCUCCGACAGAGUUUGAUCUGUACCGCCGAUUCGCGACUUGAACCUGCUACGCAGAAGGCCAACGGAAAUCCCACCUGGGGGUUUGAGAGAGUGUGUUGGGAUUUCGAGGAGGUGAAAAACUGGGCGGGGAAGUGGAAGGCGUAUGAUAUUAGUGGGAGCUUUGUGCCGUUUUCUGUGGAGGAUCAUCAUUUCUAAGCAGAUUGAGAAUUGGUUUUUUUUUUUAUUUUUUAUUUUGGUAGGGCAAGUGGGGAUAGUUGGGAUGGAUAUUCAUAACGG